Messenger RNA from Postia placenta MAD-698-R-SB12, 642 nucleotides. RefSeq lists its product as hypothetical. The transcript has 4 exons. The annotation marks the transcript as partial. The record is from RefSeq and is a predicted model, not a curated record. Lineage: Eukaryota; Fungi; Basidiomycota; Agaricomycetes; Polyporales; Adustoporiaceae.
CCCCUUGUCAUGGAUGUCACCAUGGGUUCGCGUCAGGGGCAGGGCGCAGCUACCACGACCACAACCACGACAGCAGCGGUCACGCCCGCUUUCCGCAGGGUUGGACGCAGUAUCAGGGCGCUUCUGACCGCCCAACAAGACCGCUUUGCAUAUUCGAAGUUUUCGUUUACGAAUGUCUUGUCAGGCAGCCCUGCCAGUUCCAUUCUGGUCCAACCACGUUGGAUCUCUGGGCCGAUGCGUUAUCGCCCUCAUCUGUGGUGAUGACAAGAUGCUCCGGCCCUGCUCCAUGGCUCGGGCAGCCGACUCUACACAAACUCAGCACUGCCGGGCGUGCACUGUGUGAUCGGAAGUAUCCGCUGAUUUGGGCCCUUGAUGCCAAAUCCAGUGCCGAAUCUUAUCUCUACGGCUCCCAUCUCUUCGUCAACGGCGGUCGAAUCAUCAGAGACUGACUGACAGGCACAGAAGAUCAUACAUCGCCCCAGUGGUCAAAACGCACCCACUAUAGCAGAUCUGCUGCCACAUCGCCGCGCUGCCGGCCUCGAGUCAUUUCGGCCUUUGCGUGCGAGCGCUACCGCUCAUGCAGUGUCCUCUUUCACCUGACCGACAUCCCUUCUGGACGAAUCGGGCUGGCUACUGUGCCAC